CGGAGAAUUCCUUCUUGGCCAGCCAUUCACUACAGCAACUUUUCGAGUGGAAAGGAGAAGGAAAUAAAAUCAAAUCUCUCUCUUCGUUAAUUUCGAUCUGGAGAGACCUACUGUUCUUCGAGCGAAAAUCUGUUGCUUCGCAAAUCUCUCACAAAUCAACAAAUCAUUCAUUCCAAAACUAAUUUCCAAAUUUUCCCAUUUAAAAAUAUGAAUUUAAUUGUUGUUAAAAAUGAAGCGGCUGUCAUUGAGAGACUGAAGAAGGAAAUUGAAGACAGAGCCGAAGAGGCUGUUAAAACCAGAGGAGUAUUUAGAGUGGGACUGUCCGGUGGUUCAUUGGUCAACUAUUUAAGCACUGCCAUACAAUCGAUGAAAGUAGAUCUGAGUAAAUGGCAAUUAUUUUUCUGUGAUGAACGUUUUGUUGCCGAAAAUGAUAGCGACUCCACAUAUGGUGUUUACAAAACCGCAUUGAUACCCAAAACAUCUCUCAAAGAAGAACAAUUUAUAUGGAUCGAUCUGAGCGGUACAGUGGAGGAAUGUGCCCACGAUUAUGAGAAGAAAAUUCUAAAAGAAUUUGAUAUGGAACAAGCGGUGGUGCCACGUUUUGAUUUAUUACUUUUGGGUAUGGGUCCAGAUGGUCAUACCUGUUCACUGUUUCCAGGUCAUAAAUUGCUCGAGGAAAACCACAAGUUGAUAGCUGCUAUAGAAGAUUCUCCGAAGCCACCACCAAAACGUGUAACUAUGACAUUACCACUUAUCAAUAAUGCAUCAUGUUGUCUCUUUGCUAUGUGUGGCGAGGGGAAGGCCGAUAUGGUGAAGAAAGUUUUUGUGGACAAGGAACCAUUACCAGCAGGACUGGUACAACCAACUAAUGGUGAUCUCAUUUGCAUUUUAGAUGAAGCUGCCGGAAAAUAUGUAAAACAGUAGCGUCCUUAAAAAAGAAUUUAUUAAGAAAACAUUACACAAGUUUUUAUAUGGAUAUUUUCGAUAUUGAUUUACAUUAAAAUACCUUUUUUAAAAAAAUAUAUAACGUAUUAAAUUACUCACUCAUGUACAAUUAUAUAUGUGUAAAAAUACUUAAGGAAACACUGUGCAACAAAAAACAAUUUAAAAAAAUUACAGAAAAACAGAAAUCGGCGUUUUAAAAGUGUAAAUCGCAAAGAAAUCUAAAUAUAGGACCAAAAAUGUUCACCUAUUUCAA
This is a messenger RNA of Musca domestica (house fly), 1198 nucleotides long. Its product is annotated as probable 6-phosphogluconolactonase. The transcript is spliced from 3 exons. The record is from RefSeq and is a predicted model, not a curated record. The coding region runs from base 208 to 924 and encodes 238 amino acids. NCBI's taxonomy places the organism in Eukaryota, Metazoa, Arthropoda, Insecta, Diptera, Muscidae. Gene Ontology annotation, biological process: carbohydrate metabolic process; pentose-phosphate shunt. Gene Ontology annotation, molecular function: 6-phosphogluconolactonase activity.